Molecule: messenger RNA, 2611 nt
Organism: Phyllostomus discolor (pale spear-nosed bat)
Lineage: Eukaryota; Metazoa; Chordata; Mammalia; Chiroptera; Phyllostomidae
Gene: TDRD3
Product: tudor domain containing 3
Cellular component (GO): nucleus
Molecular function (GO): protein binding
Source: RefSeq, a predicted model, not a curated record
CUUUUUCUUUCUUUUCUUUAUUUUUCUUCCUUUCUUCCUUCCUUUUUUUUUUUUUUUUUGGUCUAAAGUAGGAAGCCGCCCCCCCACCCCCACCCCAGCCCCCCACCAUCCCCGGCCAAAGCAGCUGCCAUGGCCGAGGUGUUCGGCGCGGCGUUGUCCCAGGCGGGUUGGUAUCUUUCAGAUGAAGGUGUUGAAGCUUGCACAAGUUCUCCUGACAAAGGCAAUGUAGAUGACAUCAUCCUGAUUGCUCUCAAUACAGACUUGAGAACAAUUGGCAAGAAAUUUCUCCCCAGUGACAUCAAUGGAGGAAAAGUAGAAAAGCUUGAAGGUCCAUGCGUUUUGCAAAUUCAAAAAAUUCGCAAUGUUGCUGCACCAAAGGAUAACGAGGAAUCUCAGGCUGCACCAAGAAUGCUGCGUUUGCAGAUGACUGAUGGUCACAUAAGCUGCACAGCAGUAGAAUAUAGUUAUAUGUCAAAAAUAAGCCUGAACACACCACCUGGAACUAAAGUUAAGCUCUCAGGCACUGUGGAUGUAAAAAAUGGAUUCCUGCUCUUGAAUGACUCUAAUACCACAGUUCUUGGUGGUGAAGUGGAACACCUUAUUGAGAAAUGGGAGUUACAGAGAAGCUUGUCAAAACAUAAUAGAAGCAACAUUGGAACUGAAGGUGGACCACCUCCUUUUGUGCCUUUUGGACAGAAGUGUGUAUCUCGCCAAAUGGAUAGCAGAGAACUUGAUCGAAGGAAGACAUUGCAAGUUACAAUGCCUGUCAAACCUGUAAAUGAUAAUGAUGAAUUUGAAAAGCAAAGGACUGCUGCUAUUGCAGAAGUUGCAAAGAGCAAAGAAACCAAGACAUUUGGAGGAGGUGGUGGUGGUGCUAGAAGUAAUCUCAACAUGAGUGCUGCUGGUAACCGAAAUAGGGAAAUUUUACAGAAAGAAAGGUCCACCAAAUCAGAGGGGAAACAUGAGGGUGUCUACAGAGAACUGGUUGAUGAGAAGGCUCUGAAGCACAUAACAGAAAUGGGCUUUAGUAAGGAAGCAUCAAGGCAAGCUCUUAUGGAUAAUGGCAACAACUUAGAAGCAGCACUGAAUGUUCUUCUUAACAGCAAUAAACAACCUGUUACAGGUCCACCUCUGAGAGGUAAAGGAAAAGGCAGGGGGCGAAUAAGAUCUGAAGAUGAGGAAGAACUGGGAAACGCCAGGCCAUCAGCACCAAGCACCUUAUUUGAUUUCUUGGAGUCCAAAAUGGGGACUUUGAGUGUGGAAGAACCUAAAUCACAACCGCAGCAGCUUCAUCAGGGACAACACCGAUUGUUGAAUACUGAGCAGAAUGGAAUAAAAGAUAAUAAUCAAUCAAGAUAUCUUCCUCGAAGUGAUAUCAGACAGCCAAGAAAUGAAAAACCUCCUCGUUUUCAAAGAGAUACCCAAAAUUCAAAGUCAGUUUUAGAAGGCAGUGGAUUACCUAGAAAUAGAGGUACUGAAAGACCAAGUAGUUCUUCAGGACCUGAAGUAUGGGCUGAAGAGAGAAUCAGAUGUGAUAGACCAUAUUCUAGAUAUGAUAGAACUAAAGACAUUUCAUACCCUCUAAGUUCUCAGCACAACGAUGGUGCUUUUAAAAAAAGGGAUAACUCUAUGCAAAGCAGAUCAGGAAGAGGUCCAUCCUAUGCAGAGGCAAAAGAAAGUCCACUUCCUCAAGAAUCCAUAGAUUAUAAUAAUCAAAAACGUGGGAAGAGAGAAAACCAAACAGCAAAUCCUGAUUAUUUUUAUGACAGGAAACCACGAACACUAAAUAAUGAAGCUUUCAGUGGUAUAAAAAUUGAAAAACAUUUUAAUGUAAAUACUGAUUACCAGAAUCCUGCCCGAACUAAUAGUUUCAUUGGUAUUCCAAAUGGAGAGACAGAAGUACCACUGAAGGGAAGGCGAGUAGGACCCAUUAAGCCAGCAGGACCCAUCACAGCUGCACCCUAUGAUGAUAAAAUAUUUUACAAUAGUGGGCCCAAAAGAAGAUCUGGCCCAAUUAAGCCAGAAAAAGUACUAGAAUCAUCUAUUCCUAUGGAGUAUGCAAAACUGUGGAAACCUGGAGAUGAAUGUUUUGCACUUUAUUGGGAAGACAAUAAGUUUUACCGAGCAGAAGUUGAAGCUCUCCAUUCUUCAGGGAUGACAGCAGUAGUUAAAUUCACCGAUUAUGGAAAUUAUGAAGAGGUGCUACUAAGCAACAUCAAGCCCAUUCAAACAGAGGCAUGGGAGGAAGAAGGAACCUACGACCAGACCCUUGAGUUCCGCAGAGGAGGUGAUGGCCAGCCACGGCGAUCCACUCGGCCAACCCAGCAGUUUUACCAACCUCCCCGGGCUCGGAACUGACAGGAGAAGAGUCUCGGUGAAGAAAGGAGCCCAUGGGAGAAACAUCCUGGUGAAACCUGUUGGUAGACCUUCCCACUUUCCUUUGUAGUCAUGGAGGAUAUUAUUAUUUGGAGAAAGAAAAGGCAGAUUUUAGGGGGGGAAGUUUGUCCCACACAGAGAAUGGGGAAAAACACUGAGCUCAGUAAAACAAAUACAUUUUACAAGCAAAAGAAUUUUUCUUCUGCUAUCAAUAAAACCAAUGUGCUAUUACAUA